Molecule: messenger RNA, 577 nt
Organism: [Candida] anglica
Lineage: Eukaryota; Fungi; Ascomycota; Pichiomycetes; Serinales; Debaryomycetaceae
Source: the annotation of a GenBank genome assembly
UAUUUAUAUUUAUAUAUAUAAUCAAAUUAAAAGAUGGCUGUUAAGGGAUUAGGACAAUUAGAUCAAGAAUACGACGGAUCGAAUUUGCGUAUUGGUAUUCUCCAUGCUAGAUGGAACAAAAAGAUCAUUGAAGCUUUAGUUGAAGGUGCUAAAGCUAGACUCUUAGAGUUAAACGUUAAGCCAGAAAACAUUGUUAUUGAAACCGUUCCUGGCUCAUUUGAAUUGCCAUAUGGUACCAAGCGUUUCUUGGAAAGAGAAGCCAAAAAGGGCAAGCCAUUAGACGCUGUUAUCCCAAUCGGUGUUCUUAUCAAGGGUUCCACCAUGCAUUUCGAAUACAUCUGUGAUUCUGUAACCCAACAACUCAUGAAAUUGAACUUUCAACUUAAUAUCCCAGUUAUUUUCGGUGUAUUGACCUGUUUAACUGACGAACAAGCAGAAGCUAGAGCUGGUUUGAUCGAAGGUAAGAUGCAUAACCAUGGUGAAGAUUGGGGUGCUGCAGCUGUUGAAAUGGCUACGAAGUUUGAGUAGACGUGUAUAUGGGAUAAAUAAAGAGUAAAUGAAUACAAGUACUAAAUAA